GAUGGCUCAGGUAACUUUUUACAAUUCAGUGACGUCAUACUAAAGUUGGAAUCUGAUUGGCUCCCGGAUAUGUCAGUCAACGUUUGCUCCGGUUUUCCGUAACCCCUGGCAACCAAACAAACCGGAUGGUGGGCGGAAUUGAAGCUACAAGCAGAGUUUUCUAAGAGCAAAGAUGCCUCCCAAGAGACCUAAAAGUGCAAAAAGCAGUGCAAGCAGUAAAGGGAAAGGGAAAAAGGAUGAGUCACCUGCGCAGGAGGAAACACCUGAUCACCCUGAUGACAUCUACCCCAUGGUACUGACAUCAGCGACUCAGGGGCUCUUUGGUUGCCGCGCUGAUGAGGACGUCACAGGGGACAGCCCUUACAAGCUUCUGAGAAUAGACGACAUCGUACAGGACAUUAAGACAAGAGCAGCAGUGUCCGAUUUCAGCCCUGUGAAGCAGACCGUGCUGGACUACCCAGAGGAGGAGAUCUUACUGGUUUUUGACAGGGACUUCACCUACGGCCAGAGCUUCUACCUGGUUCUGACACCAGAGGCUAAGGACAGAAUCCUCAUCCAGCCCCCAGAGACGGAGUCACCAGAAGAAAUUGAAAAUGACAUUAUUAAAACCCCGGAGCCAAGACUAUGGAUAUCUCAUGGCAGCGAGCAAGAAAUAGAGAAAGAAUCUAUUAAAGAGACCCAAGAAAAGCUGUGUUUAAAGUUCUCCAGAGUGAGGAGAAGGUUUGGGGCACUGGUCUGUUUUUCAGACCGCAGCUCUGCAGAUGCUAAGGAUGGUUUCCUACAGUGCCCUUCCUAUAAAGACAGCAGAUUCAGCAUCAAGCAGAUGCAGAGUGACUGCGGGAUGCAGGCUGUUCCCAGACUGCAGAGCAGCAGCACUCAAACACAGUGGAAAGUUCAGAGGAAUAUCUCUACCCAGUACGUGCCAAGAGAGCAGAAUGAUGAAGACAGAGAGCGCAUCCUUCAGUCUAAGAGUCUGAAGAAUUUUAUCAACUCAGUAACUCACAGGGUUUUGCACGUCCUCCAGCAGGCUGAGAUCACGAAUGUGUUUAUUGAUGACUGGAAGGCUUUGAGGCUAACAGCUGAAGAGGAGGAUUGGUAUGGGCAUGUUCCCGAAGGUCUGAUGCUUUUUAGGUCCUUAUCAAACCAGGUGUACUCCAAGGACAAGAAAAUCAGCUCUAUGAACUGGCAUCCUACCAUCCACGGUGUGAUCGCUGUAGCUUUGACGGACAUAAAGGCAGAGCAGUUGAACGAGUCCUCAACCUUUACCGUCAGACCUUCUUUCAUUCUUUUCUACAGCUUCACAGACCCUUCUAGUCCCCAGUUGCUGCUGGAGUGCCCAGAUGCCAUUUUUGCCUUUGAGUUCAGCCCCUCUGAUCCAAAUAUUAUCGUUGGCGGCAGCGUAAAUGGCCAGGUUGUGUUGUGGGACAUUUCUGCUUAUGUCACGCACCUACAUGGAGCACAGCCUGGUGGCAAAAUGUCGUCUGUCAACACUGACACAUUCGAACUCGGUGACAGCAAAGAGAAGACUCCUGUUGUGUGCUACUGUGCAGUUUCCUCUACAGAGAGCAGCCAUAAAGCGCCAAUCACUGAUGUCCAGUGGCUGCCACCAACCUUUGAGGUGACCAGGACGGGCCUAGCUGUGGAGAACAAGAAUAACAUUUCUGUUCAGGUUGUCACCUGCUCCCCUGACGGUGCCAUCAUGUUCUGGGAUGUGCGAGUAUCCAAACUGUCGAGCCUGACAACAUCAGGCAAGAAGCUUGAGAAGACCCAGUCCACACCCACCACUGUCCCAUUAACUUUCAAACACCUGGACCGCACAUGGAAACCUCUGUUCAGGAUUUCCCUGCCAAAGAUCAAUACCAGCAGAGGAUAUGAUCCUUUGAAGUUCAGCCUGGAACACUACACCUGUAAUGAUGAUAAUACAGGUGGGACCACAGACAAAGAUCAUGAAAAUGAUGACAGCUCAGAGGUCAUCCCAGACUACAGGCAGCUCAGAGUGCCCUCAGCUAAAACCCUCACAGCUCUGGAAGAUGUCAACACCAGGCUCUAUGUGGGAACAGAGGAUGGAGAGAUUGUCUACACUGACUGGAAACAAGAUAAAGAAGAUCCUGGACGUCUGUACUGUGCCAUGUCCUUCCAUCACUGUUUUGUGAACACGGUACAGCGGUCACCUUUCUUCAAAGACAUAAUCAUGACAGUGGGACUCCAGAACUUAGCCAUCUGGAAGGAGGGAGUCACGGAUGGCCCCAUUAUCCAGUCACAAAGUUCUGAGACGAUGUACACUGUGGGAUGCUGGUCCUUGUCCCGACCCGCUGUGUUCUUCACUGGGAAAGAGGAUGGCAGUGUAGAGGUGUGGAACCUGCUGGAGAAGGCCAGUGAACCUGUGCAGGUGUACGCACAUGUCACCAAGGCCAGGAUCACAUCCAUCAAGCCUUCGAGCACCACCAUAAACAAACAGCACUUCCUGGCUGUGAGUGACGACCUUGCAGAGGUUCAUAUCUUGAGAAUCCCAAAGACUCUCUGCAAUCCUUCCAGGAAAGAGAUUUUGAAUCUGAGGAAAUUCUUUGAGCUAGAGGAGCAGAAGUUAAAGGAUUUUUUGGAUGUUAUGGAGCUGUGGGCAAAAGAGAAGAAGGAAGCUGAUGACCUGGAGAAAAGAAGGCCAGACAAGAGGGAAAAAACCCUGGAGGAGCGGGACGAGGACUAUAUGAAAAAAAACAAAGAGUACCUGCUACUGGAGGAAAACUUCCAGAAGCGCCUCGGCCUUUUGGCAAGCUACUGACGAAGAACAAUGACUGAUAAUUUACCCACAAUCUUCAUUGAGUAAUCCAGAAAAUCAUAAACAGAGAGGUUAAAACAAGUCAUUAAACAGCAAGAAGAUGUCAUUGUUUCCCGCAUUAUUGAAGGGAAUGUAACAUAAUAUUUCAAGUAUUCACCAAAGAUGUUAAAGAAGCACAUACUAUGAAAUCAAAAAAUAAAAGUGUCUUUACACUACUCAGUUUUAGAAUAGAGCAGUGGACAUAUGUGUGAAUAGAUCACACUAAUAUCCUGCUGAUCAUUAAAGGGUUUGAGCUGCA
This is a messenger RNA of Notolabrus celidotus (New Zealand spotty), 3074 nucleotides long. RefSeq names its product dynein axonemal intermediate chain 3 (gene dnai3). The transcript has 23 exons. NCBI's taxonomy places the organism in Eukaryota, Metazoa, Chordata, Actinopteri, Labriformes, Labridae. The record is from RefSeq and is a predicted model, not a curated record. Gene Ontology annotation, cellular component: inner dynein arm. Gene Ontology annotation, biological process: inner dynein arm assembly; cilium movement involved in cell motility. Bases 173 to 2779 code for a protein of 868 amino acids. Gene Ontology annotation, molecular function: dynein heavy chain binding; dynein light chain binding.